AUGAAUAAAGUCAUGGAAGUAUACAGACCUGAUGUGAUAGUUUUUUAGACUGGAGCUGAUAGUCUUGCGAAUGAUAAAAUUGGGCAUUUUAAUCUUUCAAUAGUUGGACACGGGGAAUGUCUUAAAUAUAUGAUGGGAUUUGGAGUUCCUAUGGUUGUUUUAGGGGGUGGAGGUUAUACUAUAUAAAAUGUUAGCCGUUGUUGGGCUUUUGAAACUGGUUUAAUGGUACAUAAAAAAUUAGAAGGACCUAUUCCCGUAGAUGACCCUUUUUUUCAUUUAUAUGAAAAAUAGACUAGCUUACAUGUACCGAUUUUACAAGUUGAAAAUAAAAACUCUAAAGAAGAGUUAAAUAAAAUCUAAGAAGAAAUAUUUAAAUAAUUAAAAGAAUGUGAAUGUUCGCCUAAUGUUUAAUUUAAUAAUGUACCUAAAACAUUCGUUUAUGAUGAUGAUGAUUAUAUGGAAGAAUGUGAAGAGGACGUAAAUCAUGAUUUUUAAAUUAGUUAAAAUUAAGAAGCUUUUGCUUAGUAUAUUAAUGGAUAUAUGACUAGUGAGAGAUAACUAGAUGUUAGAAAAAGCCCACUUUUAAUAUAGAAAAGAGAAAGAAACAAUUUUAUAUGA
Molecule: messenger RNA, 618 nt
Organism: Ichthyophthirius multifiliis
Lineage: Eukaryota; Ciliophora; Oligohymenophorea; Hymenostomatida
Exons: 1
Source: RefSeq, a predicted model, not a curated record